AACCAAUCUUGACUUUCAAACAAUCCUCUAUUUUUCUUGACUAUCGUCCGUCUUCUUGAACGCCUUGGAAGGUGGAGAGAAAAAGAAGGGAAAAAGACAAUAAUUUCUAUUAAGUUCUGUCAAAAUGGCUGCAGUCCAACCUGCUGCCAACCCAGUCAGCCUGGCGUCCAAAGCCAAGUCCAAAAAGCGAGCCCGCGAAGACGAUGGUAGCUCACGAAAACGGAAGAAAUCAGCCUAUGAGCAAGAGGACCUCGAUCUCGACUUAGAGGCUGGCCUGAACAAGAAAAUUGGGUUUCUCGACAGCAUGCUGUUAGCAGACCAUUUAGCUCAGAAAACGAGGAGAUUUGGGACCGAUUUGAAGCCAGUCGAACUGUCUGCUCUAGACAUCUCACCAAAUGCGAUUAAGGAUUCCAGCUCAUUUUCAAAGCCCCGGAAUCUCGAGAGUUUGCCUGCGUAUUUAGAGGCGCAUGCUAAGAAUCCGAAGAAGCUUGGGGAUGCGCCAAAGGAGAACGGCUCUCCUCACACUAUCAUUGUGACCGGCGCUGGGUUGAGAGCUGCAGAACUUGUCAGAGCAGUCAGAAAAUAUCAAUCGAAGAAUAUCACAGUAGGAAAGCUGUUCGCAAAGCACAUAAAGAUCGAAGACACCAAGAAAUUCCUUGAAAGUCAUCGGACAGGUGUAGCAGUGGGGACACCGGUGAGGUUGAACGACCUUGUGGAGAGUGGAGUGUUAAAACUAGACAAGCUAGAGCAACUUGUCGUUGAUGCUUCGCACAUUGAUCAGAAGAAGAGAGGUAUCAUGGACAUGAAAGAGACCAUGAUUCCCCUAGCCCGCUGGUUGUGUAGGACCGAGUUUAAGGAGAGGUACACAGACUCGGAACGACCGUUACAACUCCUGUUUUACUAGAUAGAGUCUAGAGCCAGUCAGCAUGUCUCACCUGACUUGGGUUCGAUUACGUGUUACAUGAUACCCAGAAUAGUACU
This is a messenger RNA of Xylaria bambusicola, 981 nucleotides long. Its product is annotated as U3-containing 90S pre-ribosomal complex subunit-domain containing protein. The record is from RefSeq and is a predicted model, not a curated record. The coding region runs from base 125 to 904 and encodes 259 amino acids. Gene Ontology annotation, cellular component: 90S preribosome; nucleus. Lineage: Eukaryota; Fungi; Ascomycota; Sordariomycetes; Xylariales; Xylariaceae. The transcript has 5 exons.